AUGCAAACUGGAAGCUACCAAACUGUGUUUGACAUCUUUGAUCCAGAUAUAUUAGAAGGAAAACGUGUUGUGUUGACUGGAGCAUCUACAGGAAUUGGAGAACAAAUGGCCUACCAUUAUGCCAGCCACAAAGCCAACCUUCUGAUAACAGCACGAAGAGAAAAUUUAUUGAAGAAGGUGAUUAACCAUUGUAAAACUGUUGGUGAGCCAAAUGGAAUCUAUAGUUACAUCACUGCAGACAUGAGCAACAUGUCAUCAACAGAAAUGGUAAUCAAGGAAGCUGUGGCCAAAAUGGGUGGCAUUGAUUACCUUGUCCUGAACCAUAUUAAAGAAAUUUCUCUUGGAGAAUGGAGUGGUUCUUCAGAUAACUUAACUAUGCUGUCUAAUCUCUUUGAUAUCAACUUCAAAGCUUAUGUCCAUCUUGCAUCCUAUGCAUUACCACUAUUAGAAAAAAGUGGAGGAAGCAUUAUUGUUGUCUCUUCUAUAGCAGGGAAAUUUGCUCAACCAUAUGUGUCUGCCUAUUCAGCCACUAAAUUUGCUUUGGAUGGCUUCUUCAGUGGUCUUCGCCUUGAACUUGAGUUAAAGAAAUGUGAUGUCUCUAUAACAUUAUGUGUUAUUGGAUUAGUUGGUACUGACAAUGCAGUGAGCAAACUGAAAGAGUUUGAAAGAGGGAAUAUAUUGGAUAUUGUGAAACCAGCACUUCCUGAGGACGCUGCAAUGGCCAUUAUAAAAGGUGGAGCCUUACGGAAACGAGAGAUCUAUUUCCCAUACUUCUCAGCAAAGGCAAUUACAGUCAGCAGAGAUUUGUUCCCAAACUUGUUAGAAAAAUUUAUGAAAUACAUCUAUCAUUAA
Messenger RNA from Acanthosepion pharaonis, 852 nucleotides. NCBI's taxonomy places the organism in Eukaryota, Metazoa, Mollusca, Cephalopoda, Sepiida, Sepiidae. The record is from the annotation of a GenBank genome assembly.